AUGAGUGGAAAAACAUGCUCACGUCCCAUGUGGGCCGGUGCCUGGUGUGUUGGUUCUUCUCGUAAUUGGCUUGUGCUUUUAGACAUAAACGGAUCACCUUUUCUUCUAAAUCCUUCAUCUGCUACUUUCAUUCACUUCCCACCCUUUCCUCAUACAUUCAUACACCCUGUUGAACAUUCUUAUUUUGUUCAAUUCUUACAAAAGACCUUUGUAUCCAAAGUUGCAUUGAUGUGUUCUACCUCUCCUUUGCACUACACUCUUGCCAUAUUGUAUGGAUGUCCAUGUAAGCUUGCAUUAUGUAAGUCUAACACGUGGGUUAAAAUCUCUGAUGCUAAGAGCUUUUAUUCUGACAUUGUGUUUAGCAACAAUUAUCUUUAUGCUUUGGCGGAAGAUGGCUCCGUUGACGCAUGGGAUAUUUGGCAACGAAUUCCUAGAAAGAUCUUAGAUGUUAAACCAACCAUAGAAAGAGCUGAGGAAGAAGACAGAGAAUUUCCAAGGGACAAUUUUUCAACACAAUUAUACUUAGUGAUAUCAGAGGGAGACUUGUUGUUGGUAAAAAGGUAUAUUGGAAAUUUUGUCAAUGCAGAUGGUGAGGUACUAAAGGAAGAGCCUGAUACUGUUUGUCUUUACAGAACAAAGCAUUUUAUUGUGUAUAAACUUGACCUUAGAAAGAUCAAAUGGCAAAAGAUAAGGUCUUUACGCAAUAAAGUUCUAUUUCUAGGUGCUAAUGAGUCUACAUCAGUGCCUUCUCAAGCUUUAUCUGGAUACGAAGCAAAUUCAAUUUAUUUCACAGAUGAUAGGUGGGAAGAGAUGAAUUUAGAUUGGUCUUAUGGUGGUCAUGAUUGGGGUGUUUUCAAUCUUCAAAAUAAAAGUGUCAAGCUCUUCACUCCAUAUGAAAUCAAGAUAAAUUCACCUCCUAUUUGGGUGGUUCCAACUACAAAGGAAAAUUCAGCUAUAGAUCAUUUUGGUGAAUUGCAUGUAUCCACUUGA
Messenger RNA from Gastrolobium bilobum, 990 nucleotides. Its product is annotated as F-box protein At4g35733-like. The coding region runs from base 1 to 990 and encodes 329 amino acids. The transcript has a single exon. The record is from RefSeq and is a predicted model, not a curated record. Lineage: Eukaryota; Viridiplantae; Streptophyta; Magnoliopsida; Fabales; Fabaceae.